AUGGAUGAGCCGGAUGGUAGGUCCGGUGACCCGCCCCAUGGGGGUGGAUUGGUGCCAGCAACCAAGGACGGUGAUACAGGUAAUGGAAUAAUGCGCGAUGACCAGGUAGGCGGAGUGAAGAACUCGGUAACCCCUCGAGGGCGGGAUUUACGGUCGGCUGACGCGCACGAGUCAGGAAAGCCAGCGACAGGGUCCGGUGCCAAGAUACUACGGAAGCCGACCAAGGAGGGACGCAAAUUGGAAUAUGAGGAGGGGCAUGCUGGGUCGGCGGGAACCGUCUAUUGUGAGAGCGGUCAGCAAGAGAGCACAGCAAGGUCGCAGGAAGAAGAGGGCGCAGCUGAAAAUUGCUCCAGUAAUAGAGCGCACUCGGUGCCGCAACCAUUGGGACCAGAGGAACUGUACUCAAGCCUAGUUCACGAAAUUAAGGAGGCGCCUGAUGCGGCAUUACGGGAGGCAUGGCAAGUAACGGUGGCAUACCUCUUUUCGGAUGUCUACAAUUCGAUACCGGCGCGACGGGAGCGACUUUCGCCACAGAAGGUCCGGUACCCGAAACUGAAGCAAGCGGAACGACGGCUUCUCACAUCCUUUUUUGAGGAGGCGUGUGUUAAAGCCAACUGCUCCUAUCAGCAGUGGGAACAGUAUGCGACAAGCAUAAGCACGGACUUACUCAACACAGCGUGGAUGUUAACGACCAUCUUGGAAAGGAUGCUGAGCAAGUUGCGCUGGUCCCAGCAGCCAGCCUUAAGUUAA
Peronospora farinosa is the source of this 750-nucleotide messenger RNA. The record is from the annotation of a GenBank genome assembly. Lineage: Eukaryota; Oomycota; Peronosporomycetes; Peronosporales; Peronosporaceae.